Molecule: messenger RNA, 892 nt
Organism: Rhinolophus ferrumequinum (greater horseshoe bat)
Lineage: Eukaryota; Metazoa; Chordata; Mammalia; Chiroptera; Rhinolophidae
Product: high mobility group protein B1-like
Exons: 1
Coding region: 136-783 (215 amino acids)
Biological process (GO): regulation of transcription by RNA polymerase II
Cellular component (GO): nucleus
Molecular function (GO): DNA binding, bending
Source: RefSeq, a predicted model, not a curated record
AGUGAGGAGGCUGCGUCUGGCUCUCGCUCUCACAGCCAUUGCAGUACAUUGAGCUCCAUAGAGACAGCGCCGGGGCAAGUGCGAGUCGGACGGGUACUGGGCGACUCUGUGCUCGCUGAGGAAAAAUAAUUAAACAUGGGCAAAGGAGAUCCUAAGAAGCCGAGAGGCAAAAUGUCAUCAUAUGCAUUCCUUGUGCAAACUUGCCGGGAGGAGCACAAGAAGAAGCACCCAGAUGCUUCAGUCAACUUCUCAGAGUUUUCUAAGAAGUGCUCAGAGAGGUGGAAGACCAUGUCUGCUAAAGAAAAGGGAAAAUUUGAAGACAUGGCAAAGGCUGACAAGGCCCGUUAUGAAAGAGAAAUGAAAACUUAUAUCCCUCCUAAAGGGGAAACAAAAAAGAAGUUCAAGGAUCCCAAUGCACCCAAGAGGCCUCCUUCGGCGUUUUUCUUGUUUUGUUCUGAGUAUUGCCCAAAAAUCAAAGGAGAGCAUCCCGGCCUAUCCAUUGGUGAUGUUGCAAAGAAGCUGGGAGAGAUGUGGAAUAACACGGCUGCAGAUGACAAGCAGCCUUAUGAGAAGAAGGCUGCUAAACUGAAGGAAAAAUACGAAAAGGACAUUGCUGCAUACCGAGCUAAAGGAAAGCCUGAUGCAGCAAAAAAGGGAGUUGUCAAGGCUGAAAAGAGCAAGAAAAAGAAGGAAGAGGAGGAGGACGAGGAAGAUGAAGAGGAUGAGGAAGAGGAGGAAGAUGAAGAAGAUGAAGAUGAAGAAGAAGAUGAUGAUGAUGAAUAAGUUGGUUCUAGCGCAGUUUUUUUUUCUUGUCUAUAAAGCAUUUAACCCCCCUGUACACAACUCACUCCUUUUAAAGAAAAAAAUUGAAAUGUAAGGCUGUGUAAGAUUU